Molecule: messenger RNA, 3108 nt
Organism: Echinostoma caproni
Lineage: Eukaryota; Metazoa; Platyhelminthes; Trematoda; Plagiorchiida; Echinostomatidae
Source: the annotation of a GenBank genome assembly
AUGGCGUUUAACACGUUCGAUGAUACGGCAGUUGGUUCGUCUGUCACCUUGAAGGUUUAUCUCAACUCACCGGAACUGGGACUUCGUUUGUCUCGCAAUCGGCCUUCGGUAAUUUUCACCGAUUCGUUUGUUCGACUCAGUUCUGCGUACCUCGCGGCCGGUAUUGGAUCAUCUAAUAUUGUUCCGGACAUUCAGUACGAGUUGAGAACUACCUAUGGAGGAUACGUGGCUUUCGUUAACAAUCCCUAUCGAAGUAUCAAUAUGUUUACACAAAGUGAUAUCGAUCAAGAACGUGUGAUAUUUGUGCAUAACGGUGGAGAAACCGCAGCUGCAUGUGGAUUUGAUUUUCAUCUAAGCUACGGCCAAGAACGUUCCAAAAGGCGUUUUCGCUAUGCGUUUGAUGUUUAUCGAGCUCACAUCGAGACAAUUAAUCACCGAACGCUCGAGGUGUUCCCACUUGGAUUUGAACAAAUUCAAACUUGGCAUUUAAGUCAUCGCGUUCGUCUGGAACAGCAGCUGCAAGGGGAUGGAACGCAAUAUUCAAAUCAAAGGUCAUCGAACGAAUGGCGGAACACACGUGGGACCAUAAACACAAAUCAACCAGUAGUGACAGUUGCAUAUGCAGUUUUGUCACAACCGUCACACGGUCGUCUGAUUAGACUAACCUCCAAUCCAGGUUUAAUGGCAAGAAUUAGGAACGAAGGAUUGCGAAAUGUGAAACAUUUUACCCAAAAUGAUUUGGAUGAAGGAAGGAUUUUCUACGUGUUUGAUCCGUUACCGAAUACUGGAACUGUGCAACUCCACCAUCAGAAAAGGAUAUCCAUUCAAGGAGAACAUCCGAGUUUUCAACAAAAGGUCCCGGUUUCAUUACGUGGUACCACAAUGGGAUUGCAGCGAAUCAGUGAUUACAUUCUUCUGAACGUUUCUGCUUAUUAUUCUUCCGGUGAAAAGUCAUUUAUCGUGCCAUUCAUGAGAAGUCAUGUUGAGCGGUAUUUGCAGUUUAACAUUUCAGUAUCUUUGCUGCAUAUCAACCAACUGAAUCAGGAUAGACUGUUCCUCAUCCACCCGGUGAUAGUGACCGAAGGAGGCACUGGCGAGUUUACCUGGGCAAAUUUAAAUCCCCAGCCUCUAAUAAAUCUGUAUGAGCAUAACACGCUUUCUGACUUAAAUGCUCUUCGUUUGAGACUGGUCAAACCGCCAGAGCAUGGCGUCCUCAAAUUAAGUGAUGGAUCUCCAUUUCAUGAAAUGCCCCUGACUAACAACUCUAUUGGUGGAAAGUCGUUUCGUGCAUUCUAUGUGCAUGAUGGGUCUGAGACGCUGUUUGAUCGGUUCUUAUUGCGGCUGCAGGACAAAAACGAUCCAAUCGUCAUGGGUUACAAUGAAACUGGAAUUGAAAUUCCAGUUCACAUCAAAUCCGUCAAUGACCAAAGACCCCGACUCAUUCGACCUAGUUCUCGGCCGAACCACGUGCAUGUCUCACAAACAAACGACAAGGUGUUAUUUGAAUGUCUGGUAGGGCUCACUAUGGUCAUUUCUGAUCGUUGGAUUUACGCAGUGGACGGGGACAGUUCAGCCAGUGAAAUUCUUUAUGAACUGGUUUCCCAUCCGGAAUUCGGUGCGCUGUGUCUACUCCCUACUGAAGUCACUAAUGAUUCGCUGUUGGAAACACACACACAUUGUCGUCCGUGUACAGAUCCGUGCCUGUUCAGCCAAGAGGAUGUCAAUGAGAAUCGGCUGAUCUAUGUCGCACAGUAUCAUCCGAUUGUCUCUCCCAUUCUCGAUUCAUUCACUUUUUCCGUUCGUGAUAUUCAUCAUGAAAAAGAAAUUCACGAACAAAUUAAUCCUCAGGGUACAGUCACUCUUCGCCUAUGGCCUGCUGAAAUCAUACCGCAAACAAACACAAUUUAUUUGUGGCAGGGUGAAGAGUGGACCCAUUUGAACAGGAAUCAUGUGAACAUCACUUUACGUAGCCGAAUGAACCAAACAUUUACAAGCGAUUCAGUCAAACCGGAAUGGCUUUGGUUAACCGUUGUUCAUCCGCCUUUGUUUGGUCGACUCUUCUUAGACACCCUCCCGGUGCUUAGAUUUACCUUUGAGGAUCUGACAAGUGGUAGGAUGAGCUAUCAGCAAUUCAGUAAAGCUUCUCCCACAGACUCCAUGGUCAUUCGACUGGAAGUUGAUCCUUGGAAGUCACCCUCGAAGCGACUCCACGACAUGCUCACUGGAUAUCGUUCGCUAACACUGCCAAAUGAGAAGCAUUUGUUUUCUGAAUUCUCCCUCUACGUUGAAGUGAAACCUCGAAUUAAUUUAGGCGAUCUGGUGGUUGAACCAGGUGCCCGAAUUACUGUGGGAAAAGAAGUAUUCAACACAAGUGCCCUAUGGAAUCUAAUUCGGCAGACGACCAAUGUAAAUAAAGACGUCACUUCUGAUGUUUCCCCAAUAGUUACUUUCCCUACUGCUACUCAACUACGGCUAGGAAGAUUUAUUGUGAAUGGGGAAGUAGUGGUUGCCACAGGCUACCCUGAUGAGGAGUUAUCACCAACCGUAAACAUUACGCUGGACUCAUUUGAUAGAGGUGAAGUCAAAUUUGAAUCCUAUCACCUGCCGGAUUUACAAUUUAAAAAUAAAAAUGAAUUGGAGGAACAAAUUGGUUUCAUACUCUGGGCAGGUCCUCAAAUCCAGCCAGCUCGUGAUUUGAGCUCAACUGGACUUCACGUGCUUGCCCCCGCAUCAGUUAGCAUGCCCACCUCCUCACUAGCUCCUCAUAUUCGAGAAGCUGCUUAUACAUGUGCAGGACAGACCAAUUCAUCUAAAUGUUUGCGGUUUUCAACCCCGGGUGCCCAAACUACACCCGACAUGGAGUCAACUCUGGCAUGCCUGGCAGAAAAGCCAACAGACUUUACAAAAUGUGACCCAUCUAUAGAUGAAUCACUCUCUUUGAAGACUCCCUUUCCAGCGAUUGAUCUGUCUACAUCUGAAACGAGUACUACCGCUACCUUGUCCUUAGGUGCUCAACCCUGCCUAAUUCAAAUUGCUCCCUAUCCGACAGAUACACUCACUCUCACCUCGGUAGAUUCAGUUCCUAUGUGGAUUGCUCAUCCACCGUAA